UUCUAAAUAGGAGAAUUAAUUUAGAAUUAGGUCAGACAGACACUAACUAUUAUUGUAAAUAUUAUAUUUACUUUCUAAUUCACAGACACACUUUAAUGUCAGCCAUAUUUUGUUAAUAUAACCUCUCUGUUCUAAGCAUUUCUAUGUCAGUCUCUCUCUCUAUAUCAGACAUGUUUGUGUUAUAUAGACUUAUGGCUGACUGGUAGUGGAGCUGAUAGUGUGUGUUCUCUCUUUCCUUUCUUUGUGGAGGGGAAACACAUCUUGUCUGAGUGAGGCUAGAGAAAGCAUCACUUCUGAGUGAGGCUAGAGUAAGCAUCACUCAUAUACCCCCCCCCCUUCUCUCUCUCUCUGUCUCUCUCUCUUACACACACACACACACACACAAGCAUUAAACAACACACAUCCACAAAGGAAGACUGAGAGGAACUGCUGGUUCCCCACUGACUCACCACUAACACUAUUCCAUCAACAUGAAGCCAUUGUCACACCAUAGCAGCAGUGACACAGACAACCAUUAACAACAGAACAUUGGGACCAAGUCACAGUUUAUACAACAAAGGAUUUUACACAAUGAAGGUUUAAUAUUAUAAACCAUCUUUUUCCUGGAUACUGCGUUAAUAUCAAGAUCAGGAAUGUUGCUAUUUCUCUACGUUUUACUGACUUUCUUCGAUUGUUCUCUAAGUGAAGAUAUCACUUACCAUGUUGAAGAAGAGAAGAAUCCCUAUACUUAUGUAGGGGACAUUGCUACUGACUUACAGGAAUCAGACAACCCCUUCUUAAAAAAUAAGGAUUUAAUUACAUUUAGUCAACUCCAACAAAAGGGAGAACAGUUGUUCAAUGUGACGAAAACAGGUAAACUGUACACUGUUCAGACAUUGGAUGCUGAGUCUGUGUGUAGUUAUGAGAAAGAAUGUUUUGAAAUUGUUAAAGUUGCUGUUCACAAAUCCAAGACAUUUAUGAAGAUCUUAAAGAUUAAAGUCAUAAUAGAAGACAUCAAUGAUCAUCAGCCUGAUUUUCCUGAGAAAGAAAUCACUCUGCAUUUCAGGGAAGGAGAUGGUAAAGGUAUGAAGAAAACUAUCCCGGGUGCUAUUGACAAAGAUAUUGGAUACCAGAACAGCUUGAUUACAUAUGUACUAAGAAAUGAUAGAUAUUUUUCCUUAUCAGUCUCCAAAGAAGCUGAUGGUUUAUCAUCAUUAGAAAUUAUAUUAGAGGGUAAAUUAGACAGAGAAAAGGAGGACAGUUACAAUAUUGAAGUCAUUGCUAAAGAUGGAGGAAUUCCACCAAAACAAUCUGGUUUAAAUGUGAAAAUAUCUGUAGAAGAUGAAAAUGAUAAUAAACCAGAAUUUUCUCAAAGUAUCUACAAUGUCUCUAUUGAACAUAAGCAUAAAAAGAAUAUUCCAGUAGUCACAUUGUCUGCCAGUGAUUUAGAUAUUGGUAGGAAUGGUAAAAUAUCUUUCUAUUUUAGUAGAAAAACUCCUGAUAAAAUAAGGAAUAAUUUUGUAUUGAAAGAAAACACUGGUGUGUUGUAUUUAGCUAAACAAUUACAAAUUGGUAAAGAAGAAUCAUAUAAAUUAUACAUUGAAGCAAGGGAUGAAGGCAGUCCCCCACUAAGUUCCAUAGCUACUGUUAUAGUAAAUGUCAUCAACCAACACAACAAUCCCCCAAACAUUGAUGUGAAUUUUAUUUCUACACAGAAUCACAACACAGCUACCAUUCUGGAAGAUAUCAAAGUUGGUAGUUUCAUUGCUUAUGUGAUGGUCACUGACAAUGAUGUUGGACACAAUGGACAGGUGAACUGUCAUAUCAAAGAUGACACAUUCAAACUACAGUCAAUGGGAUCAAAGGAAUAUAAAAUAGUUCUAAAGAAAGCAGUAGACAGAGAGACAGAGGAACAUUAUCACUUUACUGUGUCGUGUGAAGAUAAAGGAUUACCUGCUCUGAAAACUGAUAAAGAUCUGUCAAUCCAAGUGUUAGAUGUGAAUGAUGUAGAACCACACUUUACGAAAGACAUAGCAGCUGUGAUAGUAUCUAUAGCUAUUGUGGUUUCUAUAACACUGUGUAUUGUGAGAUGUAACAAUGUGAGAAAUAGCUCCUCUGAAAGAACAGCAGAAGAGAAACAGGCAUACCAAUGUCGCAAUGAGAUGAGACAGUUGAUCUAUCAAGGUAACAACAGUGUAUCUGUGAUGUCAGGUAAUCGAGGAGAGACAUCAGACAGAUAUGGUCAUUCGAGGAGCCAUUACUAUCCAGAUGACUGGAAGAUGUCUACAAUGAACAGAAGUCUUCAAAAGUCUACAAAGCAGAAAUACAGUCAACCCAUUGAGGUAACAUCUUAUGGAGACAACAGACCAUCUUCUAACUAUCCCACUGACACAUUGACCAGUCGUAAGAGUAGUGGACAGUGCUGGAGUGAGCGGUCAAGUAGACAGUAUGAAGAAAUACCAGCAAUGUCAGGAAUCUAUGGUGGUGCCCCACCUGAUGUAUCAAGCACCAUUGAGAGAGACCAUUACCAAGACAGAUAUGUGAAACCUCCAGAGAGACAGUUACCUUCAACACCAGAUGUUGUUGUCAGUUAA
Molecule: messenger RNA, 2573 nt
Organism: Octopus bimaculoides (California two-spot octopus)
Lineage: Eukaryota; Metazoa; Mollusca; Cephalopoda; Octopoda; Octopodidae
Product: protocadherin Fat 4
Biological process (GO): homophilic cell-cell adhesion
Cellular component (GO): plasma membrane
Molecular function (GO): calcium ion binding
Source: RefSeq, a predicted model, not a curated record